Molecule: messenger RNA, 2312 nt
Organism: Nerophis ophidion (straightnose pipefish)
Lineage: Eukaryota; Metazoa; Chordata; Actinopteri; Syngnathiformes; Syngnathidae
Gene: pmt
Product: phosphoethanolamine methyltransferase
Exons: 12
Coding region: 151-1629 (492 amino acids)
Source: RefSeq, a predicted model, not a curated record
GCUUCACCCAGAUUGGGCACAUUCUCAUGGCCAGGUCCUCGCACCUCACGGCCUCCUCUUAUAUAAGCCGCAUCAUGCAGGUCCAAACCUCACAGCCGUGUUUCAGCCGACGACCGCCUCUCCCUUCGUCUGCAUUUGUCAGCGAGCACCAUGGAGCACGUGCGCGGCACCAUGACAGAGUUCUGGAAGGAGCACUCCAAGGAGGCCACAGUGGAGGAGAUGAUGCUGGACUCGCGUGCCCUUGAGCUGACUCAGCAGGAACUGCCCGAGAUCUUGUCCAUGCUUCCUGGUCUGGAUGGAUGCCGAGUGCUAGAACUGGGGGCCGGCAUCGGGCGAUACACCAGCCACCUGCUUACACGAGCGGCUCAUGUGACCGCUGUGGACUUCAUGGAGAGUUUCGUGGAGAAGAACCGCCAGAACAACGGUCACCAUAGCAACGUUACCUUCCUUCAAGCUGAUGUCACGAAGCUGCAAAUGCCCCAAAACAGUUUUGACUUCAUUUUCUCCAACUGGCUGCUGAUGUACCUCAGCGAUGACGAGCUGCUUGUGUUGCUGAAGAAAAUGCUGACGUGGUUGCGGCCCGGUGGCUUGCUCUUCUUCAGGGAGUCUUGCAACUACCGCUCAGGUGACUGUAAACGGGAGUUCAACCCCACAUGUUAUCGCACGGAGGUCCAGUACAACCACCUGACAACAUCAGUCCAAGUGGAGGACCUGCAAGCGGGUCAUGCCUUUGGUUUCGACGUUGUGCUGAGAAAAAAGGUUCAAACAUACAUUGAGGUGAAGAACAACCCAAACCAGAUCUGCUGGCUGCUGGAGAAGGUCCUACGCUCUUCAAGCACCAAGGACACAUUCAGUAGCUUCCAACAGUUCCUGGACAACAAGCAGUACACCAGGAGGGGCAUCCUGCGCUACGAGAAAAUGUUCGGGUCGGGAUAUGUCAGCACAGGCGGACCGAGCACAACAAAGGAGUUUGUAGACAUGCUCAACUUGCAACCUGGUCAGAAGGUUCUGGAUGUUGGCUGUGGCAUCGGUGGAGGAGACUUCUACAUGGCAAAGACGUUCCAAGUAAAGGUCCUCGGCAUGGACCUGUCAGAGAAUAUGGUGGACAUCGCCAUGGAGAGGGCGCUGGCUGAGAGGCUGCCAUCGGUUGAAUUUGAGGUGUCUGACGCCACUAAGAGGACGUUCUCUGAGGGUUCCUUUGAUGUCAUCUACAGCAGAGACACGAUCCUGCACAUCGCAGACAAGCUGGCGCUCUUUAAAUGCUUCCAUUCCUGGUUAAAGCCUGGAGGUCAGCUGCUUAUCAGCGACUACUGCUGCGGGGAGAAGCCAUGGACUGCGCCGUUUGAGACCUACGUCAAACAGCGAGGCUACAUCCUCUACACGCCAUCACAGUAUGGAAAGUUCAUCCAAGACGCUGGCUUCUGCAGCGUUCAGGUGCAGGACCGGACCGCCCAGUUCAUCCAGGUCAUUAAGGACGAGCUGCAGAGAGCGGACGCCGCCAAGACUGACUUUAUUCAGGAGUUCUCCGAGGAGGACUUUAGUGAGAUCGUGAAAGGUUGGAGGGAAAAACUGGAGCGUUCCAACAGCGGGGACCAGCGUUGGGGCCUAUUUCACGCCAGAAGGAACUGAGGUUUUGCACAUAACUGAAUACAUCAUCAAAAGGAUGAGACAGUUAUUAAGUUUGUUGGACAUUUUUUUUCCAAACCUGAUUAGAUUCUCAGUUGGUGGUUUUCAAAAAAAAAUGUCUUCUUUUUUUUCCGGCAUAGUUAUUUUUGAAGUUGACAAAAGUGCAAUUUAACAACAUGUUUUUAUUCAGAUGUGCAUCACAACUAAUGAGCUGUGUGAUCCUGCACUUACAUUAUUCUCUAUUGGUUACUUUUUGUAUGUUUGUGAAGGGGUGGCAGCACGGUGAAACAGGGGUUAGUCCUGAGUAGUCCUGGGUUCAAUCCCGGGCUCGGGAUAUUUCUGUGUGGAGUUUGCAUGUUCUCCCCUUGACUGCGUGGGUUCCCUCCGGGUACUCCGGCUUCCUCCCACCUCCAAAGACACGCACCUAGGGAUAGGUUGAUUGGCAACACUAAAUUGGCCCUAAUGUGUGAAUGUUGUCUGUCUAUCUGUAUUGGCCCCGACUUGUCCAGGGUGUAUCCAGCCUUCCGCCCGAAUGCAGCUGACAUUGGCUCCAUCACCCCCCGCGACCCCAAAAGGGACAAGCGGUAGAAAAUGGAUGGAUAGUUGAAGGGAAAAAUACAUUCGUUGUGUUGCUCAAAUUGCCAAUAUCUGUUCAUUUUUGUAAAUAAACCCAACAAGUUCUAACA